Molecule: messenger RNA, 1016 nt
Organism: Salvia splendens (bonfire salvia)
Lineage: Eukaryota; Viridiplantae; Streptophyta; Magnoliopsida; Lamiales; Lamiaceae
Product: transcription factor RAX3
Exons: 3
Coding region: 155-898 (247 amino acids)
Source: RefSeq, a predicted model, not a curated record
UUCAUAAAGAUGUCCCUCUUUUUCCACUCUACUUUUUUGACAUUAAACCAUAACACAGUUUCAAUCCAGCUCUUCCCUUCUCCAGCCAUCUCUCUCUCACUUUCUCAGCAUAUAUAAUACUACAACACAUGAGUUUCGGGUUGAAUUAACAAAGAUGGGGAGAGCGCCUUGCUGCGACAAAGCCAACGUGAAGAGAGGGCCGUGGUCGCCUGAAGAAGACGCCAAGCUCAAAUCCUACAUCGAAAGCCAUGGCACCGGUGGCAAUUGGAUUGCCUUACCUCCUAAAAUAGGCCUCAAGAGAUGUGGGAAGAGCUGUCGUCUGCGUUGGCUCAACUACCUCCGCCCCAACCUCAAGCACGGUGGCUUCACCGAGGAAGAAGAUAACCUCAUCUGCACCCUCUACAUCACCAUCGGCAGCAGAUGGUCUAUCAUCGCUGCCCAAUUGCCGGGAAGGACAGACAACGACAUCAAGAACUACUGGAACACAAGGCUCAAGAAGAAGCUAAUCGUCAGGCAGAGGCGCCAAUCGCGCCCCACAAAACAAGUUCAAAAUUAUUCAAUCUACAGCAACUACGGUCCCGCCCUAUGCAAUCAUCAGCCCAUACUCGAUGGAGCGGCCUUUUCGUGCAAUAGCCUGCAAACCAUGACUAAUCACUUUCAGUAUAGUACUUGUGUUGAUGAAGAUCAGCAUCUCUACCCUAACCCUCUAGUGAUGGAUCCUUCUUCAGCAUCUACGAGCUUUGUGGAUAUUGCUGCGACAACGAGCCAUGGAUCAGGCGAUUUUCGAGGGUUUGAACAAGGAAUGGAUGUGUUUGAUGUGAGUUGUUUUGUUGAUCAGGCUCAUGGCCUCUACAAUUAUGGAUUUUGGGAGAGGAUGAAUGGGGUUUCACUGAAUUGAUCUGUUUUUGUUUUUGUUUAUUCAUCUUGUUUUUACUUCUGAUGGGGAUAUGUUUGUUACUGUACUAUCACUUUCAUCAUCUAAGAUGCUUCUCUCUCUCUCUCUCAUGAUUUUGUUA